AAAGAAAGUGAUGAAAUAGUCUUCUGAGGUUUCUUCUGGAGAAACGUCAUGUCCCCUCUAGUAGUGCUGAUUUUGGGUUCGCUUUUAUAUUCCCAAUGUAUACAUAAAGUGAUAUUAAUUAGUUACGGUUUUGUCUUUUCUGAUAAAUAUGAGAAUAUAUCAAUUGAACUGCAAGAGAGGCUUCCGGAGUACCGUGUGUUUAAUGUAUUUUUUAAACCUUCAAAUGCCUUGUACCUCUCGGCGGCCUUACUUUUCUUCGCCUUCAUAGAAUUCAAGCGAUUGAUCAGAAGUUUCCGGAACUUUAAAACAAAUGCUUUACUCGUACUAUUGGGUUUAAUUUUUUUGUACUUAAUACAGACCGACGCUUUUGAAGUAACUUUAGAGGGACGCACAAUAUAUUCAAUGCAGAAUCCCCAAGAGAUUCCAAAGGUGGACGACUUGGUGCACAUCAUUCAAGAAAAAAGUAUGGAAAUAACAUUGCCACGGCUUCUUUUUGUUUCAUCACCAUUUGCUAUCUUUUAUCUUUUAAAGAGAAAGUGGUGAAUAAUUUGUUAACCAAAAAAUAUCAUUGUAAAUCUGAAUAAAUUUAUUACGCUGAAUAAAAUAUAAACUAUUAUA
Molecule: messenger RNA, 618 nt
Organism: Drosophila suzukii
Lineage: Eukaryota; Metazoa; Arthropoda; Insecta; Diptera; Drosophilidae
Source: RefSeq, a predicted model, not a curated record